Macrosiphum euphorbiae (potato aphid) is the source of this 441-nucleotide messenger RNA. The record is from the annotation of a GenBank genome assembly. Lineage: Eukaryota; Metazoa; Arthropoda; Insecta; Hemiptera; Aphididae.
AUGAUAAAGCCGCUUCCUAAAGCUUUACCACGUAAAACCACCCGACGAGGCAGGCAGCCUGGAAAGACUAAAAUAUUGACGAAAACACCGGAUAAACUAGAUGUGCCACUAGAAUCUUUAAACCAGUGUGAACAAAACGGAAAAAAGAAAAUUACUAAAACAAAUAAAAAUCAGAGGUCGAAAGUACGAAAGCAAGUUCUACAGUCCAGCGAUAGUGAUAGCGAAAGAGAAGAGGAGACCCUUAUUCAAUAUGCCGACAGCUCAGACGGGGCUUUAGAGGAUCUAAUAGAAAUAGAUGAACACUGGUAUUGUUUCGUAUGUAAAGGAGAUGAAAUUUUAGAUAUGCGUCUUUGCAUUCAUUGCAAAAGAUAUGUUCACGAAAUAUGCGUGGGGCUAACUAAAAACGAUACAGAUCCAUUUAUUUGUUGUGAAUGCGAAUAA